Messenger RNA from Aphanomyces astaci, 609 nucleotides. RefSeq lists its product as hypothetical. The record is from RefSeq and is a predicted model, not a curated record. The coding region runs from base 1 to 609 and encodes 202 amino acids. The transcript is spliced from 2 exons. Lineage: Eukaryota; Oomycota; Saprolegniomycetes; Saprolegniales; Verrucalvaceae.
AUGUCUUCAACCACCAAGCAAGUGUACUCGGAGAUGGAGGAGCCUCCAAUGGCCGUCCCUAUCUCCUCCGACGCUGUGGGCCAGUGGAAGGUAGAUGUGACCAGAGCCAGCACCAACUUGAUGACGGAUUGCUGCCCGUGCGCUCCCCUCAGCGACACCAUGUCACGCAUCACCAAGCACCACAAGGUGUACGGUUGGAUGCUUGGCGUCGUCUACACCGCCGCACUGGUAGCUCCGCCGCUACUUGUCAUCACUCAAGCCCGAUCGUCUUGGGCCUGGGUCGCAGUGCUUGUUGCUUUCCUUGUGCUAGCAGCCCUAGUCGUCACGGCUGCGCGCUACCAGGUGCGUUCGUUCUUUGGCAUCCCUGGAAACCCUGCCGAAGACUGCUUCUUCUCGUGUUUCUGCAUGCCGUACACCAUUGCUCAAAUGAAAGCGCAAGUAGAAGAUGUCCCAGUAACCGACAUUAGCUCGCUGCCUGCGAAAGUGCAAGGAACCACGUGGACAUUGCCCCGAUGGGUACAUAUCAUGUUUAUUGCCCUGCUCUUUUCUGCACUGGACAAAGCAGACGCAAAACAACAGCAUCAUGUUUACAUUCCUGUAGCGUACUAG